This is a messenger RNA of Trichophyton verrucosum HKI 0517, 237 nucleotides long. RefSeq lists its product as uncharacterized. The record is from RefSeq and is a predicted model, not a curated record. The transcript has a single exon. The coding region runs from base 1 to 237 and encodes 78 amino acids. Lineage: Eukaryota; Fungi; Ascomycota; Eurotiomycetes; Onygenales; Arthrodermataceae.
AUGAAGAAGAGAGAAGCUGAUAAGGAGGAAGAACGAGAAGAAGAAGAAGAAGAAGAAGACGACGACGACGACGCCGACGGCGAGAAGAAGACAAAAGACGAGAGCUUCCUGCGCAACGUGUUUCGAGUCUGGUCGAUCCUGACGACGGCCGCUGGAGGAGACGAAGGCGAGACGAGACGAGACGAGACGAGACGAGAGACGGAAAAGGGUCGUCGAAUGCGAGGCGAUGGCGAGUGA